This is a messenger RNA of Aureobasidium melanogenum CBS 110374, 708 nucleotides long. RefSeq lists its product as uncharacterized. The record is from RefSeq and is a predicted model, not a curated record. The transcript has a single exon. Gene Ontology annotation, molecular function: acyltransferase activity, transferring groups other than amino-acyl groups. Bases 1 to 708 code for a protein of 235 amino acids. Lineage: Eukaryota; Fungi; Ascomycota; Dothideomycetes; Dothideales; Saccotheciaceae.
AUGCCUAUCCGACCUGCGAAUUUUGCAGAUUUGCUACCAGCAGCACAUGUCUGCGCGAACGCAUUCGCAAAUGAAGAUCUGUUCGGCGUCAAAAUCCAUCCAAAUCGAUCAGCUUUCCCAAGCGAUAUGUAUCUGUUCUUCUUGCGACAACUUCGAUGUGAUUUCUUCGAUGGCCGCACCACAGUUAUGGUUUCGCACCUUCAGGGUCAGUCGACCAGCAUAACUGGUGUUGCAGUCUGGAUGCGCAAAGGCUCUGGUGGAGAUCGCAUGGCUGCCUCCCAAUCAUGGCUUGCAUGGUUCACGGGACGCUUCAUCAUUCCAGUAUACAACUAUCUCGGGUCUCUUGUCUGGCCCAACCGCGCCGCAGACCCAGCUAUGCUUGAUGUUUUGGAUCGCGCUAUGCCAUUCACAGCACACUACUGGAAGACACCUGAACGCCUCGAGAACUGGUACCUGUCUCUUCUAGGCACUGGUCCCGAGUACCAAGGUCAUGGGUAUGGCAAGGAGUUGCUUAGAUGGGGUAUGGAACGUGCUAGCGAAGAAGGCAUUUGUGUUUCUCUGGUGAGCGCGAACAACAAGCAUGGCUUCUACAAACGAUAUGGUGUGGACCAGGAGGUGGGAUACGCCACGGAAGGCGGCGAAGAGAAUCCAAUUCACGACGUUGCCGGUGGUAUGAUUCUUUUCUCUCAGAAGUUAGGAAAGAAAUGA